Mucor velutinosus is the source of this 1530-nucleotide messenger RNA. RefSeq lists its product as uncharacterized. Gene Ontology annotation, cellular component: cytoplasm. NCBI's taxonomy places the organism in Eukaryota, Fungi, Mucoromycota, Mucoromycetes, Mucorales, Mucoraceae. The transcript is spliced from 5 exons. Gene Ontology annotation, biological process: fatty acid beta-oxidation using acyl-CoA dehydrogenase. The record is from RefSeq and is a predicted model, not a curated record. Gene Ontology annotation, molecular function: acyl-CoA dehydrogenase activity; heme binding; flavin adenine dinucleotide binding. The coding region runs from base 1 to 1530 and encodes 509 amino acids.
AUGGGCCUCAAGACAUUUACUCGUGAAGAAGUCAAGCGUCAUGCCACUGAAGAAGAUUUGUGGAUCAUCAUUGAUUCAAGUGUAUACGACAUGAGCCGCUUCAUUGAUUUGCAUCCAGGUGGUGCUUUCCCCAUCUUGGAACUCGCUGGUAAGGAUGCCACGGAUGCCUUCUACGGCCUUCAUCGUCAAGAAGUGCUCAUCAAGUACGAUCGCUACAAGAUUGGUACAAUUGCUGAUGAGAAGCCUCAAAUCGACUUUUAUGAACACGGCUCUUUCUCCAAGGUGCCUUAUGCUGAAUCCAGUGCCUGGAUGGGCUUCAAGUCACCCUACUUUACUGAAUCUCACUUCAAGCUCCGUGCUGCUGUCCGUAAGAUUUGUGAUUCCUUGGCUGUCGAGGCUCGUGAGUUUGAAGACGCUGGAACCAAGCCUUCUGAUGAAUUCAUGAAGAAGAUGGGUGAGAACCACCUUUUGGCCAUGAACAUUGGCCCUGGCCCUCAUUUGCAUGGUAUGAUCCUUCCAGGUGGUGUCAAGGGUGAAGAGUUUGAUUAUUUCCAUGAGAUGAUUGUUCACGAGGAACUUGGUCGCUGGAAGGUCCGUGGUUUUGAUGAUGGUGUCAUUGGUGGUAUGGUCAUCUCUGCUCCUACCGUCCUCAACUUUGGUUCUCCUGCUCUCAAGCAGAAGAUUGUUCCUGAGGUUUUUGCUGGUAGAAAGCGUAUCUGUCUCGCCAUUAGUGAGCCUUAUGCUGGUUCCGAUGUUGCUCGUAUCAGAACUACUGCUAAGCGUACUGCUGAUGGUAAGCACUUCAUUGUCAAUGGUGUCAAGAAGUGGAUCACCGGUGGUUGUUGGGCCGAUUACUUUUCCGUUGCUGUUCAAACUGAGAAGGGUAUCUCUAUGCUUCUCAUUGAGCGUGGUGAAGGUGUUGAGACCAAGCUCAUCAAGACCUCUUAUUCUCCCAGUGCUGGUACUGCUUAUGUCACAUUUGAGAAUGUGUUGGUCCCUGUCGAGAACUUGUUGGGUAAGGAGAACAAGGGUUUCUUGGUCGUCCUCUCCAACUUUAACCACGAGAGAUGGGUUAUGCUUACUGGUAGUUCUAUCGCUUGUCGUCUCGUUAUUGAAGAGUGCUUCAAGUGGGCUAACCAAAGACAAGUCUUUGGUAAGCGUCUUAUCGAUCAACCUGUCAUCCGUAACAAGUUGGCCAAGAUGAUCUCCAGUCUCGAGAGUGUCCAUGCUUGGAUCGAAAACUUAACUUUCCAAAUGAACAACAUGAGCUACAAUGAGCAAUCUGACAAAUUGGCUGGCCCCAUCGCUUUGUGCAAAUACCAUGUUACUCGUGUCAUGCACGAUGUUGCUGACGAAGCCUGUCAAAUCUUUGGUGGCCGUGCCAUCACCAAGACUGGUAUGGGCAGAACUGUUGAAACUUUGCAAAGAACAUACAAGUUCUCUGCCAUCUUGGGUGGUUCUGAAGAAAUCAUGGCUGAUCUUGGUGUGAGACAAGCCAUGAAGAAGUUCCCUGAUGGUGCCAGACUCUAA